This is a messenger RNA of Odobenus rosmarus divergens (Pacific walrus), 1245 nucleotides long. It is a transcript of the gene SUGCT, whose product is annotated as chromosome unknown open reading frame, human C7orf10. Lineage: Eukaryota; Metazoa; Chordata; Mammalia; Carnivora; Odobenidae. The record is from RefSeq and is a predicted model, not a curated record. The transcript has 10 exons. The coding region runs from base 25 to 1245 and encodes 406 amino acids. Gene Ontology annotation, molecular function: catalytic activity.
CCUAGGAUAUCUGAGAGGCGCGAGAUGCUGGCGACGGUGGCGAGGGUCGUGGCUCUGCGGAGAACCGGGCUUCUCUUCUGCCCGGGCGGCGGGAGGGCUUUGUGGACCGGCCGCGCGCAGUCAGAUACUGACAAUAUGAAGCCACUGGAGGGUGUAAAAAUUCUGGAUCUAACAAGAGUACUGGCGGGACCUUUUGCUACUAUGAAUUUAGGAGAUCUUGGAGCAGAAGUUAUAAAAGUGGAAAGACCAGGAGCUGGUGAUGAUACACGAACUUGGGGGCCACCUUUUGUGGGGACAGAAAGUACUUAUUUUCUCAGUGUUAAUCGAAAUAAAAAAAGUAUAGCUGUUAACAUCAAGGAUCCAAAAGGGGUGAAAAUCAUCAAAGAGCUUGCAGCCGUUUGUGAUGUAUUUGUGGAAAACUACGUCCCUGGCAAACUGUCUGCUGUGGGCCUGGGAUAUGAAGAUAUAGACAAGAUUGCGCCUCACAUCGUCUACUGUUCCAUCACAGGGUAUGGUCAGACAGGUCCACUGUCUCAGCGAGCUGGUUAUGAUGCUGUUGCCUCUGCUGUUUCUGGUCUGAUGCAUAUCACAGGGCCUGAGGAUGGAGAUCCAGUUCGUCCAGGAGUGGCCAUGACUGAUCUCGCUACUGGCCUGUAUGCAUAUGGAGCCAUUAUGGCUGGACUGAUACAAAGAUAUAAAACGGGGAAAGGACUGUUCAUUGAUUGUAACCUGCUGUCAUCUCAGGUGGCAUGUUUGACCCAGGUAGCUGCUAAUUAUCUUAUUGGCCAAAAGGAAGCAAAACGUUGGGGCACAGCUCACGGCAGUAUUGUUCCUUACCAGCGUCGCCCUCGUGAUCGGUAUAAACUGCCAAAGAGACCAAACCCGGGGAUGAGACAACCACAACUACCUCCUUCCCUUAAAAGAACACCAAUCCCAUCAUCCUUUAGACAUUUGCCUCAAUCACCACCAGGACUUCAAGCCUUCCAGGUCAACUGUUAUGACCUGGGCGUUCAUUCCCAUAUGGCUCUGUGCAUCUCUUCCUUUGACCCAGUCAUUUCUUCUGUCAACAAUCUUCGUGGCUUUACAAUCCACUUAGAUGACCCCAGCGACAUCCUUAAUGAUUUUUGUUUUUACUUGGCCACCACUCAGGUAUUUCUCAGACUUUCAGAUGCAUCUGAAUCUCCAAAUAGAGAUCUUGUGAAGAUGCAUUGCCUGAUUGCAGGUGAUACUGAUGCUGCACUAUGA